Messenger RNA from Gossypium arboreum, 1805 nucleotides. Its product is annotated as probable ADP-ribosylation factor GTPase-activating protein AGD11. The transcript is spliced from 12 exons. Gene Ontology annotation, molecular function: phospholipid binding; GTPase activator activity. The record is from RefSeq and is a predicted model, not a curated record. NCBI's taxonomy places the organism in Eukaryota, Viridiplantae, Streptophyta, Magnoliopsida, Malvales, Malvaceae. Bases 372 to 1610 code for a protein of 412 amino acids.
UUAAUUAACUCCCAGAAUUGUUGGCGUCUGGAGGCUAUUAUUCUCCACAUUCUAUUUUAAUAAAAAUAUUGAAAAAGAAAGUAAUUAAACAAAUUAUGACAAAUUAGAAAAAGUUGUUUUCUUUUUCCAGUUGCUUAUCCUCUCCAAUGCCACUGCAAAUCUUCCUUUGACAUUUGUUUUUUUCUUAACAAUAGGAGAAUUUGGUCAAAGGUUUCAUUCUUCAUUCGAAUGAUCUCAUUUUUUUAAUUCAGAACCCAAAAUAUUUAGAAGGCAAUGGUUCGUUCGUCAUUCGCAUGAAAAACCUAAGAUGUUUAGAAUAUUAAGGAGCUAACAAUUGGGAGUAUCCAAAUAAGAAGAGUGAUUAAUGAUUAAUGAUUAGGUCUUCAAUUUGGAAGCUGGAGAUGUCUACCCAGUACGAAAAAUCGGAUCCCACGCCUCCUACUGGAUCAAGGUCUUGUUUGUACGAUCUAUUAUGUUCAGACACACCACGGUGGGAUCGACCUAGUGAUGCAGACACUACAUCUUGGCUUCUCAGAAAAGAAACAUGGAGAUCCUUUGGUCCACAAGCCAGGCUGGAGAGAAUGUUGGAAGACACUGGGAAUCGUGUUUGUGCAGAUUGCGGAUCCCCGGAUCCUAAAUGGGUAUCUUUAAGUAUUGGAGUUUUCAUUUGUAUCAAAUGCUCUGGUGUUCAUAGAAGCCUUGGAUCGCAUAUAUCAAAGGUUUUAUCAGUGAAGCUAGAUGAAUGGACGGAAGACCAAGUUGAUGGUCUAGUAAAUUUGGGAGGCAAUAUUGUUGUAAACAAUAAGUAUGAAGCUUUCCUUCCUAAUAACCUCAAAAAACCCAGACCAGAUUCAUCCAUUGAAGAACGCUCUGAUUUCAUCAAGAGAAAAUAUGAGAUGCAGCAAUUUUUGGAAGGCGAACAGACGAGCUGCCGCCUUCAGCCGCAUCAUCGAACUCCAUCGUCUACGUUACCACUUCCUCCCGGCUACCCACUUCUUAAUGAGAAAAAACACAGUGAGAAACAAAGCAGACAUCGAAUCGGGAACAGAUUUAGAAACAGCUGGGGAAGAAAAGAUAGUGAUCAUCUGAAGAUCAGUAAGAAGAGCAACUCAUUGGCAGGUAUGGUUGAAUUUGUUGGGCUGAUUAAAGUGAAUGUGGUGAAAGGCACCAAUCUAGCCGUCCGGGAUAUGCUCUCUAGCGAUCCCUACGUUAUUCUUGCCUUGGGUCAUCAAUCGGUCAAGACUCGCGUCAUAAAGAACAACCUAAACCCUGUCUGGAAUGAAAGCUUAAUGUUGUCGAUUCCAGAAAACAUUCCUCCUUUGAGAGUGAUCGUGUACGAUAAAGAUACAUUCACGACCGAUGACUUUAUGGGGGAUGCGGAGAUCGACAUUCAACCACUAGUCGCAGCAGCAAAAGCCUAUGAGAAGUCGAAGAUUCAAGAAUCGAUGCAGCUGGGGAAAUGCGUGGCGAACAGGGACAACAACUUCCUAAAAGAUGGUAUCAUAAACUUAGCAGAUGGGAAAGUUAAACAGGAAAUCUCAUUUAGGCUACAAAAUGUGGAGAGAGGGACAUUAGAGAUUGAACUCGAAUGCGUUCCGCUUACUCAAUAGCGGUCGGAAAUAUUUUGAGAUGGUAAAUUAGGAAAAAACCCAUUUGAAAAUUUGAAGUGAUGUACAUGAACAAUUUGGUAUCUAAUUGAUGGAUUCAUGUAAAAACCAGAUCCAGAAAGUUGGCUUCAACUCUGUAAUAGUAUUUCCAUAUUAAUCUGCGAAAUAACAUUUGUUAUGUAAAAAAAAAUAAAAGAA